Messenger RNA from Ceratitis capitata (Mediterranean fruit fly), 1561 nucleotides. RefSeq names its product probable phenylalanine--tRNA ligase, mitochondrial (gene PheRS-m). Lineage: Eukaryota; Metazoa; Arthropoda; Insecta; Diptera; Tephritidae. Gene Ontology annotation, molecular function: tRNA binding; ATP binding; phenylalanine-tRNA ligase activity. The transcript has 2 exons. The record is from RefSeq and is a predicted model, not a curated record. Gene Ontology annotation, cellular component: cytoplasm; mitochondrion. Gene Ontology annotation, biological process: phenylalanyl-tRNA aminoacylation. The coding region runs from base 82 to 1509 and encodes 475 amino acids.
AACAUAUGACAUAACUAUAAAAAAUAAACAAGUGCUUUAUAUAUUUGUGUUUUUUAUAUCAUAAAUAUUUAUUAAGGAACUAUGUUAAUUCUACGGCAAUGGCGCCAUCUAAAAGGUGCAUCCGGAACUGGUUUAACUAAUUGCUUGACAACACAAAUUGGACAAUAUGACAGCAAAUUGAACUCACAGGAAAACAGCAUUAAACAUCGGUGCAUGGCCACUAGCGUCGGAGCCGCAGAUCCUAAAGGUGUUUUACAAAUCAACGGCCAAACUUAUCCUACAGAUGACUGGACAAAUGUGACACCCAAAAUACUAUCUUAUUUGGGUGCUAACAAACAUGUACAACGCAACCAUCCGCUAUCUAUUCUAAGACAACGCAUUGUUAAUUAUUUCUAUGCCGCAUAUAGAAACUCACGCGGUAAUCCUUUAUUUUCGGUAUAUGACCAGUUAAGUCCUAUUGUGACGGUGGAACAAAAUUUUGAUAAUUUGUUAUUCCCAACUGAUCAUGUAAGUCGUGCCAGGUCAGAUUGUUAUUACAUUAACCGACAUCAACUAUUGCGCGCUCAUACAACUGCACACCAGGCGGAUUUAAUUGCUUGCGGCCUGGAUAACUUUCUAGUAGCUGGUGAAGUAUAUCGGCGGGAUGAAAUUGAUAGCACGCACUAUCCUGUAUUUCACCAAUUAGAUGCAGUGCGUUUGCUUACGAAGGAAACACUUUUCGGACGUAAUCAAGAUUUGGAAAUUUUUGAAAAUGACUGGCAGCUCAAAUCAAAAACUUCGGCAAUACCAGAAACAUCAUCGAAAUGUUUGGAUCAAACCAAACAAGUGUGUCAUACGCUUGAAGCAGUAAAAUUGAUGGAACAUGAAAUGAAGGAUGUGCUAGUAGGACUAGCUCGAGAUUUGUUUGGUACCCAAUUAGAAUAUCGCUGGGUUGAUACAUAUUUUCCUUUUACCCAACCAUCCUGGGAAUUGGAAGUACUUUUUAAGGGUAAUUGGUUGGAAGUGCUUGGCUGUGGCAUCAUGCGACAUGAAAUUUUACAAAGGUCAGGUGCUCAUAAUAAUAUAGGCUAUGCUUUUGGCUUAGGACUAGAGCGCUUAGCAAUGGUGCUGUUCGAUAUACCUGAUAUACGACUAUUUUGGUCCAACGAUAGCGGUUUUCUAAAUCAGUUUAGCGAAGAAAAUUUACAAAAGCUUUCUAAGUAUAAACCUAUAUCUGUUUACCCGCAAUGUACGAAUGAUCUAUCAUUCUGGCUGCCAUUGGGUGUGGAGGUGGAUGCUGGCUUUGCGUGUAAUGAUUUUUAUGAUCUUGUGCGUACAGUAGCCGGUGAUGUGGUUGAACAAAUCAGCUUAAUUGAUCGCUUCAAGAACCGCAAAACAGGCAAAUCUAGCUUAUGUUUCCGUAUCGUCUAUAGGCAUAUGGAGCGUACCUUAACACAAGCUGAGGUUAAUGAUAUACACAAACGCAUUGCUGAUGCAUGUGUAGAGAAUUUUAGAGUAGAGAUACGGUGAAAUAUUAUCUCUGAAUCAAUAAACUAAUGAAUUUCGUUUAUGAUAAAUAUUA